UCCGCAUUACACGUAAACAAAUAAACACAUUCUCUGUCAACCCAACUCUCCAUCUCUCCACUGUCCACUCAAGCACCUCCAAGUCACCCCGUCAAGAGUUCUGUCCAUGCGACUUAGUAUGAUGCCGACUGCGAAGAAGAAGAUGGGGUCAAUGGGCAUGUUUGUUUCAAGACAUGCCGAUGGCCCCGUCAGUGCUCCCGCCAAUGGCCCAGCCAGCCCCAGAGUUGGGACGACAACAGCAGGCCCCGCAGCAGUCGCGACUCUGCAGCCAUCGCCGCAGAUUGUUGUGUCCCGCCAGGAGAUCGCGGCUGCUGCCAAGAUUCCCGUGCCGAGGGGGGGACGAUUCGCCAACCAACCAGUCCCAGCUUCCAACAUGAGCCCCCCCGCACAACACUACCACCCAAUGCAGCGGGGCAGGGGAUCGUCAGAGACCGGUCGAGACGCUGGCCACUCCCAGAAUGGCGGCGGCAUAUGGGAGGACUCGACCGUGGCCUCCAUGUUCGACGAGACCGACAGCAGAGGGACGUCCGACAGGCACAGGGGUCAACAUGGAAGACACUACAGUGAGAACACGUACUCGAGGCCGCCCCAGUUUGAGCGGCAACGAAGCCACGACGACCAUCUCCCCUUCGUCAUUGGAGAGAACGGCAUGCUGAAGGUUGUCCAACAGCCCGCCGCUGUGAAUGGGAAUGGGCCCAGCGCCACGACCUUAAAUACCAGUGUCCAGAGCGGCAUAAAUGAACAACAGCAACAAACCUCGCGCCCGGAAGCCUCUUAUCAAGAUGACCGCCACUACGAAAAUACCCCCACCAGGAACAACAACACUCUCCGACGCACCAAGCUUCCCCAUCGCGACGCCCGCGAGGCAAAGCGCAAUUCCUUCGUAGAGCGACCUGAAGGCGGCAAUCCCGUUGACGGGGGUCUGAACGGCUCCCCAGGAAGGCGGUCUGAUAAGAGCAGCCGCUUUAUCGAGGCCAAAGUGGAAGACGCCUUGCGAGAACGCGAACGGCAGCGAGAACGAGAGCUUGCGCACAAACGCUCGACAGUCUUUGAAAAUCUCACUCCUGUCGAGGAGCCAACUUGGAACACCCAAGUUGCUGUUGGUAUGCAGACUGCGGAGGUUACCACGGACGAUAUCAGGGAAGCCCUCCACCACACGCCACGCGCUUCACGGCAGCUGCCAGCCAUCCAGAACAGCUUGCAGGGAAGCCCUCUUGCAAGAACUCCCAGCCGCCGGCGCGACAAGGCAAUCGCAACCAGAAAACGCCGACUUAGCUUGGAUUACAACGACGCGGAACUCAACGCCAUGAAUUACGCCGAUCUUCAAGGCCAGGCUUUCGACUUUGAUCCGCAAGCGGCCGCCCUGCAGCAGACAUCUGGCCCAACUGGGGACAGCAUUGAGGAUAAACUGGAGCAUUAUAAGGACAAAGAUAGCAUCGACCAGCACCGCUUCUUUGCCCAGAUCUCCUUGCAAGACUGGGAAGCCUCGGGCGACUGGUUCCUCGAGCAGUUUAGCAGCGUCAUGCAGAGAAUGAAGACGUCGCGGAAAACCAAGCGAGAGAUGAUGGUCAAGUUCGAGAGUGAGAUCUCAGCACGGGAGGAGGCGGUUCGAGGCAAAAUCGAGGGCAUAGGUCGCACUCUGCAAGACAUGAAGAAGGAGGGCCAGAGCAUGAUGCAGGGCAAGGACGUCGAAGUCUGAGCACAUGGAGUCUGGUCACAAUCAUCCCAAAAAAGGGAGGGGGGAGGGGGGCUGUACUCUACAGAAAACGAACCACUUUGACGGUGUUAUCAGGCGCUUGAUUGAUUACUGCCUAGGCCAACUCAGGGGCCAACGACGGCACGAGCUACCAUUAUCGCUACGACUGAACGACAACAGAACUAUACGACGUUUAUGACGGAACGGAUGGGCGGGAGUCAAUGCCGCAUGCAUUUGGUCAUGGAGCUACAGUAUCUUUGUUUUUCUC
This is a messenger RNA of Phialemonium atrogriseum, 1964 nucleotides long. Its product is annotated as extracellular mutant protein 11-domain-containing protein. Bases 107 to 1699 code for a protein of 530 amino acids. Gene Ontology annotation, biological process: nucleolar large rRNA transcription by RNA polymerase I. The transcript has a single exon. Gene Ontology annotation, molecular function: RNA polymerase I core promoter sequence-specific DNA binding; TBP-class protein binding. NCBI's taxonomy places the organism in Eukaryota, Fungi, Ascomycota, Sordariomycetes, Cephalothecales, Cephalothecaceae. The record is from RefSeq and is a predicted model, not a curated record. Gene Ontology annotation, cellular component: RNA polymerase I core factor complex.